Messenger RNA from Catharus ustulatus (Swainson's thrush), 1731 nucleotides. RefSeq lists its product as uncharacterized. The record is from RefSeq and is a predicted model, not a curated record. The transcript is spliced from 10 exons. The coding region runs from base 740 to 1672 and encodes 310 amino acids. Lineage: Eukaryota; Metazoa; Chordata; Aves; Passeriformes; Turdidae.
CCAAACCUUCCCCGCAGUGCUCAGCGGAGCCCCGGCACCUCUGGGGCCACGGCGGGGGUGGGAUUAAAUUUGGCGUGGGGGAAGUCCCCAGAGGUGCUCCCCACUCUGCUCUCCCCACCCGCUGGUAUCCGCGGGUUCAUGGGGAAUAUUUUCCGAGGGGGUAUCUCCUAAUUUGUCCGUGGAUGUGGAAGCUGCUUCCCACUCUGGAGUGCUCCUCACCCUCUUUUUCCCCCAGUACCCUCACCCACCGGCAUCCCUGGAACCUAUAGGAGGUUCCCUUAGUGGGGGUGGGUCCCCAAAAUUUGGGGAGGGUGGUCCUGUAAUUUGUCCAUGAGUGUGGGGGGCUUCUCCUCAUCCUCUUUUCCCCACAGGACUCCCUCCAUUCUCAUCAUGCUGCUCCAGAGCUCCUGGGCUGCGCUGCUCCUCUGUGCCAGUGCCACGUUUUUGGGGUGGCUGGGCCUUGCUGCACCCUCAGAGAAGGUGGGGACCCCCCAGAGCUGGGAUUCCCCCCACAAAUCUCCCUCAAGACAGCCACGGGUGACAGCCAGUUCUGGGAUGAAGCCACAUCCGGGGAGAUAUCACAUCUGGACUUCUGUCACUGUCCGGUGGCUGUGGGACUCUCCCCAGCUGGGAAAUUUGGAUUCUGGGAUCUCCCGUCCUGGGCAGCCUCUUUGCUUGGUGUAGGAAUGGUUUUUGGGGGUGAAGGCCAAAUUCUGAGGAGGAGCUCUGGGAGACCUGGAUGAGGUCAGCACUGGAUGAGCACCCCGUGGUACAGCUUGUGCAGGACAUCACCCACCAGAUGGGGAACCUGAGCAGCCGUGGAGCUGCAGAUCUCCGAGGAGGACACCAGAUUGUCCCACUCAACCUCCAUUGGGAGCAGGAAAGAACUCAGGAUGUUCAUCCCCACCCAGAGAGCAUCCUGCUCCUUCAGGGGGUGAUGGAGAAGCUGCAGAGGGUCAACCAGAGCCUGGAGCUGAUGCUGAUGGCUUUGGAAGAUGCACAAAGCCGACUGGAAAAGCACCUGGAGCACCUCAAAGCCAUCCCAGACCUGGAUGGUCAGAACCAAAGUGCCACCUCCUCCAGCGUCCCACACAGCUUAUACUUCAUGCUCCUGGUUCUCCUACUGGUGCCAGCAUCAUUCCGGGCCAUCCUUCUCCUCCUCUUCCUUGCUUCCAGCAUCCUCGGCAUCCCAGCAAUCUCCACUCUCCUGGUCCUUGCUGUGGCAGGGCAUUGGCUGGUGGCAUCCACCUGCUGUGGUGCCAGAAGGAUCCGGCCAGUGGUUCCCCGGGAAGAGCCCCGGUACCGGCUCACCUCCACUCCAGAGAGGGAAUCCAACAUGGACCUGCUGCAAGAGGAGCUGGACAAGAUGGAGAUGAGCUGCCUGCAAGAGCCCUCAUACCUGGAGCAGCCCCAGGAGGUGGCCAGGAACAUUCCUGGGCAUGUGUCACCCGACCCCAGUGGCCAGAAGACAACACUGAGCUCGUGUGGGGUGACACCAGAGCCAGUUAUGGAUGCUGGGAAGCUGUGGGAACCCAAACCCUGCAGCCCAAGGGCCAACAUGUCCCUGUGCCAGAGUCUCACCAGAGCUGGGCAGCGGUGCCGGAAGAAAGCCAUUCCCGGGCAGGAAUUCUGCCACAUCCACACCACCAGCAGUAGUUUGGCCAUGGAUUAAUUCCCCCAUUUUUGACCCUCUACCCUCUUCCUGAGGGGUUUUAACCCUUUUCAUGGUUA